AUGUCUUGGAAGGACGACGCGCGCAAAAAUUCUUUUGGCGGCCUUGAAACGAACGAGACCUCGGGGCGGGCGUCCGCCUCUCUCCACGCGCUGCUGGCACCUUCGCUCCCGCCACCACGCCGCCGCUCCAGUGCUCCUGCCACUGCCGCAGCCCUCCGCGUCGCGUUUCCGCCACCCUUUGACCGAGGCCGUGCGCUAGGCCGGCGUGCAGCUACAGGUUGCGCGCCGCUGCAGGGCGGGCUGCGCGGCUCGUCGCUCGUGCGUCAGGCGCGGCCGCGGCCGCGGCGCUCUCGCCUCUGCUGAGGCGCGCCUCGUCGCUCGUGCGUCAGGCCGCGGGCGGCGCUCUCGCCUCUGCUGAGGUUGCGCGCCGCUGCAGGGCGGGCUGCGCGGCUCGUCGCUCGUGCGUGAGGCGCGGCCGCGGCCGCGGCGCUCUCGCCUCUGCUGAGGCGCGCUAUCUGCUCGCCUCGCCGCUCUCCCCCCUCUCUCGCAUCUCUCUCCGCACUCCUCGGCGGCAGCCCCGCAGGCUCGGGUCGCUGCAACCUCGAGUCGGGUUGGAGCGGCUGGGCGGCGCGGGGGCCAGCGUCGGCGGCGCCGCCCCGCCGCCGCCUCGACUCCUCCUCCUCCUCCGUCGCUGUCUACAUCUUUCGACGGCAUGCGCCGCCUCGCAGGGCGCGUCCAGAGCAGCUCGGGCGGCGCUGCUGCGGCGGGGGCGGAUGGCGCGGUCGCCGCGCCGCUCAUCGGUGAGCCGGCGCCCCGCGCAGCGCUCCGGCGGCCGGCGGCGUGUUUCGCCGCUGCGGAGGGCGUUGUCGUCGCGAGGGGCGGGCCCACGGCGGCGGAGGCGCUGCGCUGACGGCCGCUGACGGCGGCGGUGAGGGCCCAAGCGCCGGCUGAAGAAGCGUUGCCGCGAUUGCCGUGGCGUGCCGCCUGGCGGGCCCGGCGAGCGGUCCCCGCCGGUCGGGGCUGCCAGCGCUGCACGACUGGCGCGGCGACAAGGCGAUCGAGGCCGAGCAUAUGCGCUGGAGGCGACGGCCUCGACUUGCGCGCGAUCGGCGCCUCGCUCCUCUCGGCUCGGCAACGAUACGCGGCCGCUGCACGGCGCUCGCCAGCGGCGCCGCGACGCGAGCGCUCUCGCCCCUCCCCCCCCCCACCACCGCUAGGGCCGACGGACGCCCCGCGCCUGCGUCCACCCCCCGCCGCCAUGAGCCGAGGCUCAUGGCGGCGCCUCGAGAGAGCCGCCGCGCGGCGCGGUCGCCGGUCCGGCGCAGAGGGCCGGGCGCCGGUCUCCGGAGCCGGGGGGGCCGUCCGUGGGGCGAGGAGGGCGGAGGGGCGCGGCGGGGCCCGCCCAGCGGUGGGAGGGGCCGCGGCAGGGGCGUCCCGGUCCCGUGCACCGAGGCGGGGCGGCGGGGUGUGGUGCGGCGAGGUCGGUGUGCCGUCCGCCCCGGUCCCGGAGCCCGUCUCCCGGCUCCGCGGGGCCCAAGUCGAUUCGUUUCGGGGGUGUUGGCUUUGUUUGCAGUCGGUGUGCGCGUUUCCCAGCUAAAACGUCGCAUUCGGUUCGCA
Messenger RNA from Emiliania huxleyi CCMP1516, 1557 nucleotides. RefSeq lists its product as hypothetical. The transcript has 7 exons. The record is from RefSeq and is a predicted model, not a curated record. The annotation marks the transcript as partial. Lineage: Eukaryota; Haptophyta; Isochrysidales; Noelaerhabdaceae.